ACACUGCUGGGAAUGCUGGGACAUUAUACAGUAACACCACUGGAGGGGUCGGGUGAUGACUGUAUCAUUGUGUGUCAGGUUCCUAUAAGGUGUCAGGACGUGGCGGUCUAUUUCUCCAUGGAGGAGUGGGAGUAUGUAGAAGGACACAAGGAUCAGUAUAAGGAUCAGGUCAUGAUGGAGGAUCAGCAGCCCCUCACAUCACCAGUCAGAUCCAGUAAGAGAACAGCACCAGAGAGGUGUCCCCUUCCUCUUCUUCCACUGGAUGAUCAGGGAGAAGAUCCGAAUAAUAUUAAUGCUCCAGAGACAGAUGUGAGCGGUGAUGAGCAGUAUAAGGAGGACAUUCCUACAGAGAAAGAUCUGAUCUUUAUUAAUGCUACAGACAUGAAGGAAGAACAAGAGACAUAUGAGAGCGGAAACGAACAGUAUAAGGAGGACAUUCCUACAGGGAAAGAUCUGAUCUAUUCUACAGACAUAAAGGAUGAAGAAGAGACAUAUGUGAGUGGUGAUGAGCAGUUUAAGGAGGACAUUCCUACAGGAAAAGAUAUGGACAAUAAUAAUGCUACAGACAUGAAGGAAGAAGAAGAGACAGAUGUGAGCGGUGAUGAACAGUAUAAGGAGGACAUUCCUACAGGUAACCGUCCAG
This is a messenger RNA of Hyla sarda, 643 nucleotides long. RefSeq names its product oocyte zinc finger protein XlCOF7.1-like. The transcript is spliced from 3 exons. NCBI's taxonomy places the organism in Eukaryota, Metazoa, Chordata, Amphibia, Anura, Hylidae. The annotation marks the transcript as partial. The record is from RefSeq and is a predicted model, not a curated record. Gene Ontology annotation, biological process: regulation of DNA-templated transcription.